CUGCAACAAAGACACACUUUAUUAUUUGUUUCAGAAGGCCACUUAAAAUACAGUUUCAAUUAUACAAAUAUACAAUUUCAGUCAUAAAGUCUUUCAAAACUUUAUUUCCCUUACUGAGAAUUUCAGUUCAUGUUCAGUAGCUUACAACCUACUGGAGUUCCAUGCACAGUCCACCAAAAACAGCUGACAUUUGUAGAAAGGAGAUAGCAAGGACUGCAGAUGCUUGAAGUCAAAAGUUGAUAAAAUGUGGAGCUGGAGGAACACAGCAGGUCAGACAGCAUCUGAGGAGCAGGAAAGUCAACGUUUCAGGUCGGGAUCCUUCAUCAGAUAUUUGCAGAAAUUCCUCCACUCAGUUUGGAUCGUGCAGAUCUACCAAUGUUAUCCUCAAGUAACAGAAACCACACCAGUCAUAUUUUGCUUAUUCUCAGCUUCUAGAUCUAGCCACUGCCUUCUUUAGCCUGCCUGCGCACAACCAGUGGACUCACCAAAUUCUGAGCUUUGAGGCAUGUGUACUUUUGUAUGUUACAUCCAUUUUUAGUCUUCCCAGAAGUCUUAUCACUGUUUCAGUUUUUGUUUCCUUAGGUGCUGGAAGGGAGUUUCCUUGCCUAGUUUCUCUUUUCAGUUAGAAUCUGUCUCAAACAAUCCAAGCUUUGCAAUCAGAUUUCAUCACAGCAUUUUGUGGCCUUAUGUCAACCUUCAUACAUUGUAGUUCCCACAUUCUUUCUGAUGGUAGAUGCUGAGAAUGGAUAGUUGAGUGUUUCUAACGAUGAAGAGGUGGAAAAGGUUGUUGUGUGGGGUGGCGACCCAUAACCUGGAAAAUUGAUGAACUGCAUUUUUUUGUUCACUGAGAAAAGUGGAGCGUUACUUACUCUUCUUUCUAUCUAUUUCUGGAUAGCCAUUCAACAAAAUGACUUUCCAUCUUUGUCUGUCCUUUUGUCUCCUGUUAUCCCUCCUCACAUUUACAUAUCUCCUGUUUGCCACCAAACACUUCACUGGUCAUUCUAUUUUCAAUGCAGAAUGAAGAACCAGUAAAAUUUGCAAUUGACACAUACUGGUCUGAUUCAUCUUGUACACCAUACCUCAAAAUAGAGCUCCAGUAUAACCAGUAGAUUCAUUUUCAAGAUUCUUUAUUCUUUCUCAUCUUUCCCAAAUAAAAAAAAUUAUAAAAAAAUUCAUCUGUAUUAUAAUCUGGUCCUGUGCAAGGUCCAAGUCCUGAAAAUGUUGACUUUUGUUACCUUGAGUAUUUGUUACAAUGAAUAUUUCUGGCCUGACUUUUGUGUCUGUUUAAAAAUGUGACCAUAACACACUGGAGCAUAAAACCAGGUAAAAAAAAACACACUACACCAGGUUAUAGUCCAACAGGUUUAUUUGAAGACACAAGCUUUCAGAGUCUCUUGUGUUUCCAAAUAAACCUGUUGGACCAUAACCUGGUGUCGUGUGAUUUUUGACCUUGUUCAACCCAGUCCAUCACCAGCACCUCCACAUCAGAGCAAAAAUAAGCCACCAAGAUCAUGGCUGAGCUAAUGAUCCUCGACUCCACUAUUGUCUCCCCAUGACCCUUGAUCUCCUUACUGAUGAAAAAAAGCUGACCCUUUCAGCCUUGAAAUAUACAUAACGACGCAGCCACCACAGCUUUUCAUUUUGUUUUGCGAUUGGAUAACCGCAUCUUAAACACAAAGAUGGUAGCAGUUGGCAUUGGAAAGGCCUCUAGUGAGGCCUGGACUGGACUGGGAGCUGCUCCUGGUAAAUUUCUAUUCAACGCACUUCACUGACGAUGAGGGUGAAAGUGGUGGCGGCCGACGCCGAGUUUCAGCCCGAGUUGACCAACGCCGGCUGCAGGUUAACGGUGGUGAAGUUCACCAUGAAAGGAUGUGGACCAUGUGUGAGAAUAGCUCCAGCUUUCAGUGCAAUGAGUUCCAAAUACCCACAUGCUGUCUUCUUGGAGGUUGAUGUACAUCAGUGUCAGCAAACAGCAACAGCCAACAACAUCACAGCAACACCAUCAUUUUUAUUCUUCCGAAAUAAAGUAAGAAUUGACCACCUUCAUGGAGCAGAUGCCAAUGGAUUAGAAGAGAAAAUCAAACAGCAUCUGGAAAAUGAUCCUGGAAUUGAAGAUCUGGACAUUCCCAGAGGAUAUAUGGAUUUGAUGCCUUUUAUAAAUAAGGCUGGGUGUGAAUGUCUUAAUGAAAGUGAUGAAUAUGGAUUUGACAAUUGUCUACAAAAAGACACAACAUAUUUGGAAUCUGAUUGUGAUGAACAACUUCUUGUGACAAUAGCAUUUAACCAGCCAGUCAAGCUUUAUUCAAUGAGACUUCAAGCCCCUGACAAUGGCCGAGGUCCCAAAUUUGUAAAAGUAUUCACCAAUUUGCCACGCUCAUUUGAUUUUGAUGAUGCUGAAAGAAGUGAACCAACCCAAACCCUGGAGUUAACACCAGAAGACCUCCAAGAGGAUGGAGUUGUGCCAUUGCGCUAUGUCAAAUUUCAGAAUGUUAAUAGUGUAACACUUUUUAUCAAAUCAAAUCAGGGUGACGAGGACACCACAAGAAUUAACUACCUUGCAUUUAUUGGAACCCCUGUGCAAACAACAAACAUGUUGGAUUUUAGGCGGAUUGCUGGAAAGAAAGGAGAAAGCCACUAGCUGAAUGAAGGAAAUACUGCAAUGUCGAUUGUGUGUUGAUUCGACCACACUUGGCCAAUACUAUUUUCUGGAUUCUUGCAAUGUCAUCAAUACCAUGACUCUUGAUUUGGUUCCCUAAAGUCUCUUGCUUCCAGACUUCCAAGCAAAUCAUUGUUCAGUUCAAAAUAUUUUGUGGAUUAUUCUUGAUUGUGAUGAACUGGUUUAAUUAUUUUCUGCAACAUGAAAAUUAGUCGUUCUGGAAGUCAUCUUGGGAUGCACCUGAAAGUUAAAGUUGUGCAAUUAACCUUGCUGUAAAACUAGCCAACUUAAAUAUGGUGAUACUUUCCAGAUCUUUGUGGAUUCCAAUGGUAAGCUGGUAGCUGUUUCCUCUAAAUUGAAGAAAUAUAAACAUGACUGCAUUUGCUGUCUGUUAAUUCUAAUGCUAAUAGUCUUGGAUAAUUAAAAUAAUGUUUACCUA
Molecule: messenger RNA, 3095 nt
Organism: Rhincodon typus (whale shark)
Lineage: Eukaryota; Metazoa; Chordata; Chondrichthyes; Orectolobiformes; Rhincodontidae
Gene: txnl1
Product: thioredoxin-like 1
Exons: 9
Coding region: 1775-2638 (287 amino acids)
Source: RefSeq, a predicted model, not a curated record